This is a messenger RNA of Brassica napus (rape), 1055 nucleotides long. Its product is annotated as cytochrome c-type biogenesis CcmH-like mitochondrial protein. The record is from RefSeq and is a predicted model, not a curated record. The transcript has 4 exons. Bases 332 to 814 code for a protein of 160 amino acids. Lineage: Eukaryota; Viridiplantae; Streptophyta; Magnoliopsida; Brassicales; Brassicaceae.
CUUGCUUGAAUUGUUGUUUUGCAUAUGUUCCUUCUUGACUCAGUUGUAUGUUUAGGUUCAUUGCUCCAUGUUUGUUGUCUUCUAAUUAAUGCAACUAUAGGGCCCAAUUUUAAUAUGGACGGAAGGGCCCUACCCUUGUUUAUAUGCUCUCGGGCCAUAACUCUCACACGCGAAGGUCGUCUCUACAACACACGUUGCAGUUUGAAGUUUCAACGCUCCUUCACACGCCCUUCUCGAUCAACCGGUAUCUCUUCCUUGUUGCUCGGAGAUUCGAAAGGUUUCAUUUUUCAGCUCCAGGUUGAUCAUCUGAGCUGAGGGCUGACUAAGGGCAAUGGAGAAAAGAGACGAGGAUCUGAAGAAGGCUCAGAUGCUGGACGCUCGAGCCAGAAACAUCAGCCACAACGUUCGCUGCACUGAGUGUGGGAGUCAGUCCAUUGAAGACUCACAGGCAGAUGUUGCUAUUCUCCUUAGACAGCUGAUACGCGAUGAGAUUGGAGCUGGAAAAACCGACAAAGAGAUCUACAGUAAGCUGGAGGAUGAGUUUGGAGAGACUGUUCUUUAUGCUCCCAAAUUUGAUAUGCAGACAGCUGCAUUGUGGCUAACUCCGGUUCUGAUAGCUGGAGGUACUGCUGCAGGGUUGGUUUACAGUAAGCACAGGCAAAGGACUAAUGUGCACAUCAUGGCGUUGGAUCUUAUUAGAGGUGUUUCAUUGACUCCAAAAGAGAGAGUCACCAUUCUCGAUCUUCUUAUUCCGCCUCCCCCUCCUCCUCAGGGAGUGGCUUCCCGGCUGAGGAGAUGGCUGAAUCUCCGUUAGUUCCUCCUUAGCUCUGUUGUGCUUGAGUCAGAUAUUAUCGUCUUAGCCAAAUAAAACACUAUGUGGAAGGAAUGAGUACCACACAAUUGCCCACAAGAAUGAUAGACUUAGAUAUUGAACUAAAGUUCAUCUUGUAGUCUCAAUUUCUAAGUUUUUGUAUGUACGCAGAUCGCAAAAUAUUCCCUGUAUUUGUAUCUCUUUCUUCAGAGGUUACGAAUAAAACAAACCUUGGCUCUCUCCA